AUUAUUAAAGAAAAAGACACUAUUGGAACCACUUUAGAGGAUAUUGCAAAUGAGUUUAAAGAAUUGGAUGGAAUAAUUAAACUUGAUGCGAGUGAAAAAGAAAUUCCGGAUGAUUACAAAGACAAACCAACUUCUGAUUUAACUCCGGAAAAAUUAUCUCAAUUACUUGGUUUCACGUCUAAACAUGCUAACCUUGUGGCUCAUUUGGCUGAAAAAGGUGAUGAUGAGGGUAAGAAGGAUGGAUAUGAGACUGGUCCAAAGAUAUUAAUCAGAACGAUUGUGGCUCACGAAGCUGACAAGGAUUUAGAAAAACCUAUUAACAAAGAUAAUCCAAUAGUGAAAGAGAUGAUGGAAACAAAUAAAAGUGUAACUGGUUAUGAUGAGGAUCACACUAAGUGUAAGUUUAACAAGGCUCGGUAUGGUAAUCCCGAAGAGGAUAAUGGGGAAACAUCAAACGGCGGUCCUUCUACUCCUACUACUGAAGAAACCGGAAUUUUGGCUCACCUCAAGGCAAAUUGA
This is a messenger RNA of Ambispora leptoticha, 519 nucleotides long. Lineage: Eukaryota; Fungi; Glomeromycota; Glomeromycetes; Archaeosporales; Ambisporaceae. The record is from the annotation of a GenBank genome assembly.